UUCUCCAUUAGCAUUGCCUACAAAGAAUUCAAAUUUCAAAACUUUGAAUUACUGCUUCCACCUCCACUAAUAAAUUAAUGGCGUCUUCCGAUAUGAAGGGUUUCUUCCGACAGAAGAAGAAAUUGGGCAUUUCAAAGCCAAAAUCAUCAAAGAGAUCUCCGAAGCCAAAGCAUUCAGCCUCCUGCGGCUCCCACCUCGUCCAGCCUCCCGCUCUCGUUUCCCAUGGCUUUUUCGAUCUUCAAGAUGAGUAUGAUGACAAAGAGGAGGUUCUAAGGCAAUUUGACAUGAACAUGGCUUAUGGGCCAUGCUUAGGGAUGAGCAGACUGGACCGCUGGGAGCGGGCAAAUGCCUUGGGCUUGCACCCUCCGAAAGAAGUUGAAAAUCUGCUGCGGGCAGGGAAGGUCAACUCUGAAUGCUUGUGGGAUGGUCGUGUUUAGUCCCCUUGCCCUUUACUGCUUGUUCCUUUUUCCUUAUAGCCUCUUGCUCUAUUUACCUUUAUGUGCUGGGUUGUUAAUGCCAUUAUGUCUUGAGGAUUUAAAAGUUUGGCGAUUUUAAGUAAAAGUUGGCAUGGCAUGGAUGUAUAAUUUUUCUUUCUAGUUUGAUGUAUGUGUAGCCUCUUGCUAUACUCAUGCUCUCUUUUUACUUUGAUGUAACUAGUACUAUGACCUUUACCUCAUGUAAAUGUAUUUGGACUCUAAGUUGCAUUAUUAUGCUAUAUUGCAUUGUAUUGGUUUAUUUCACUUA
This is a messenger RNA of Sesamum indicum (sesame), 744 nucleotides long. RefSeq names its product polymerase delta 4 (gene POLD4). Gene Ontology annotation, biological process: DNA-templated DNA replication; DNA synthesis involved in DNA repair. Gene Ontology annotation, molecular function: DNA-directed DNA polymerase activity. The record is from RefSeq and is a predicted model, not a curated record. Gene Ontology annotation, cellular component: delta DNA polymerase complex. NCBI's taxonomy places the organism in Eukaryota, Viridiplantae, Streptophyta, Magnoliopsida, Lamiales, Pedaliaceae.